AUUGUAUUCCCUACAAUAAUAUGACUUCAUUUAAUGUCUCUUAUCUAUUAUUACUAUUCACUUAUUCAUUAAUUUCUAUAGUAAAUCAUUUCAACAAUAAUAAUGUUCAUGGCCAAUCAAUAAAAUUUAGCAAAAUCUCUGAUAAAGUGAAUUAUGCAAAUCCUGAUCAAGCAGGUUAUCAUCAUUGUGCGUUUUGGCGUUUACCAGAUGGUCAUUCGAUGAUUGCCUCAUGUACACCAUUUACAAUGCAACGUUGUGGUAAAAAGUUAGAAUUCGAUUAUAAAUGCUGUGCAGGUUAUGAUAAAAUUGAAAAGUUACCAUAUUCAUUUCGAGAUUUUAAAAAAGGUGAAUGUGCUCUGCAGCUUUCUCCUUAUGAAUCAUGCACGGAGUUAAUAGAGAAUCAAUCUGAUAUAUCACCAUUUGCAAACAAAAUGAAAUCACUUAAUCAAUUCAAUACAAAAAAUCCUGACAAACCAUAUACAAUAUUUGCACCAAGUACUAGAAAUGCUGAAAAAUAUAAAGAUCUUACAAAUUCUGCUGAACAUAUUGUUCCAGGUCGAUUUUAUUUGAAAGAUUUAAAAACUGGACUACAACUGAAUACUUUAGAUCCUAAAAGAAAACUUUAUGUUACACGAGAACAUUAUGGAACUGUUUCAGUUGAUUGUGUAGAACUAGUUGACGCAGAUAUGGAAUGUAAUUCUGGUAUUAUACAUACAAUUAGAUAUCCUUUAACAAAUGCACAAAACUUAGACAGAUCAUCUAUUCUGAAUUUGUUAGAAUCUUAUCCAGAAUCUCAAGCAUUUACUAAAGAUUUAUCUGAAGUAAUGAAAAAUAAUUUUAAAAAUAUUAAUUCUGGUCAACGAUACACUGUUAUUGUACCAAAUCAAAAAACAUGGGAAUUAUUACGUCAAAAAUAUUCAGCUGAACAACUUCAAAGAAUUGCAGCAAAUCAUGUCAUAUUAAAUCAAUAUUGUUCUGGUCAUUUAAUUCAAUCAUUGGAAAAUUAUCAAUCAUUAUUAGGUGAAAAACUUGAAUUUAUUUGUGAAACUGAUUCAAACGGUAAAGAACGGCAUUUUGUUCGUACAAUAUUUGGUGAAAAGCAUGAAAUAACCAUGACUGAUUUAACAGCUACAAAUGGUGUAGUACAUAUUGUUGACGAUACAUUAAUUCCGCUAUCUGUUAUGACAUUUAGAGAAUUAAUGCAAAAUAAACAAUAUGCGGAAAAAUUAAAAGCCACAGAAUUUUUAAAUCUUCUUGCUGAAUGUGAUUUAAAAAUGGAACCAGGGCAAAAAUAUGCCAUAGUUCUACCUCAGGACAGUUCAAUGAAAUGGUGGUCAACUUAUUCACCAUUUCAAGAACAAUAUAAACGUUUUCAAACAGACAAAGAAUAUCGUUGCCGUGUAGCACGUUAUCAUGUAAUGAAAAGUAAUGAUCGUUUAAAUAAUAUUGGUAGUUUUGCUAGUCAUACACAAGGACAUCGUACAGUCAAUCCAAAUGAACCAUUAUAUGAAACAACUUAUUUUAAAAAAACUCCAUAUGGAUCACAGUUAAACUUUCAUUAUUCACCAAUCAAUAAUCUCGAGUCAUUUGAAUUAGAUGAUGUAACUAUUUACGUUACUCCAAGAAUCAAUGUCCCGCCCGAUUUUAAUAUGACCGAUAUAUUGACAAAUCGACCUGAUACCACGAUUGCUAAAAAUCAAACUGAGAAAGCUAAAAUGGAUGAGAAAUAUUUUCAAAACAAUGCACCGAAAAAUCUAUAUCUUGUCACUACAGAUAAUGGUUGGAAAGAUCCACGAGCUACACCGACAACAAUUAAUCCAUAUAAACCUGAAUUGAACAUAUACACAGAUAAGAAUUUAGAAAAUUAUUUACUACUCAAUCAUAUACCAUUGUAUUUAUGGGGUGGAGAUAUUGGUUAUUUUGAAAAGAAUACAAUUCAUAAAUUUAUGUCUUCUGCCGGUAUUGAACUAAUUUUCUGGAUGGAUAACAAUGGAGUCAUGCGUAUUGGAUAUGAAGGUCUGCCACGUGAUCAAUGGCCUAAAGUAAUCCAAUGGAAUUUACAUGCUCGUGAUGGUAUUAUCUGGUUAUUAGAUGGUAUAUUAAAAUGUCCAGAAAAGCUAUGUCCAUUAAUUGUUGAAGAUGUUGAUUAUUAUGAUGUCUAUGUGAUGGCAUGUCAAACAUCAAAUUUACCCGGGGAAAAAGAUCCUGUUGCACAAUUUGAAAGUAGACCAUUGGAUAUUGCUAGUCGACAUCCUACUCUUUGCACUGUGGUCUUACAAACAAGUGAAACCACGGUUACAUUGAUUGAAUCUUAAUGAUUAACAGUAAUAAUAAUAAUAAUAAUAAUAAUAAUCUUUAAUAAUUAAAAUGAUUAUAGAAAAUUUUAAACAGUAGUAGUAUUGUUUUCAGUUGCUUUCAAUGUUCUCCAUUCAAACAUAUAAACUUACCUAGAAUGAUAGUCUUUUUUAGUGUGACGUUUUAUUAAAGUAUUUUUUUUUAAGACGUGAUUAAAUCAAUGUAAUUAAAAAUGUCUUUUAAAAAAUAUACUACU
Molecule: messenger RNA, 2551 nt
Organism: Schistosoma turkestanicum
Lineage: Eukaryota; Metazoa; Platyhelminthes; Trematoda; Strigeidida; Schistosomatidae
Source: the annotation of a GenBank genome assembly